UAAUAAAUAUACUAAUUUGGUAGGAAAAGAAUUCACAUGGUAAAAAAGGUUGGAGAUAGCAUCUCCUACAUAUUUGCGCCACCGAUCCGCGGCCGUAAAUGGAAGGAGUAGGGGCCAGAUUGGGCCGGUCAUCAACUAGGUACGGAGGGCCGAUCACAGUAUUUACUGGACCAGUUCGAAGGUGGAAGAAAAAGUGGAUCCACGUAACGCCGCCGACCUCCGGCAACAAUCAUCAGAGAGCUAACGGCAGAGUUAACGGUAGUAACGAUUCUCAUCUAUUGCUUUUCAAAUGGACGCCUAUAACUGCUAGCCAAAACAACAAUGGUACUGCUGGCGGUAACGGCGAAAAAAAUGACUCCCCUAACGACGACGCCGUUGCGGUGGAGGAGCUACCUAAGCGUAAAUUCAAGUAUAUUCCGAUUGCUCUGCUUGAAGAACAAAACUACGAGGAAUCUGAACAUGACAAUGAAGCAAAACCAGCUGAGACUGACUCAAAUGGUGGGAGGCCAACAUUGGAGACUGAUGGUUUUGAUGAAAAUCCUGACAUCAAUAAUGUGCCGAUGGAAGAAAGUCAGGCUCCACAAGAUAACCCUACAGAACGACAAGAUUUAAAUGAAAGCACCUUGGACUUGUCUUUGGGCUAGGAGGCUCAUGAACAAUAGAGAUUAGACAAGAGAUGAUCAGUUGGUCAAAGUGAACUCCAGUAGCACUGAGGCAAUCUGGCUUUCUGUAAAAUGCUGCUCAUGAUUGAGCAACGAAACUGCCUCAGCUCUUCAUUCAUCCUAAGGUAACUGUAAUUUUUAACCUUUGUGUACUGUAAGGUAGAGUCACUAUUUUUUUAAUUGGCCGAGUUGAUAAUUUUUUUCCAACGACCAUAGUGGAACAUAUAUAUUGGAAUUAGUGGGACGACAUAUGCUAUUGCAUCAAGAUUGAAGGGCUAUGAUUCAUUCUUUUAUUCUCUUUGUCUUAGUAUAUGCAAGUUCCGAUUUUGUGGAGCAAGAAGUUGUUGUCUGUAUGUAUCGUCAUAAGAAAGAACGAGUGCUUCAAGUGUUUGCAGUAAAUAAAGUACCCCCAUACCCUCAGAAACACACAAAUGGAAGACAAGCAAAUUUUUGAACUGAUGUUAAGAAGCAAAAUAGCUAUUGCUGCUGCAGCGAUACUGCGAAAACUUGCAGUUCCUCUCCUGGAGCUUUUUCAGUGGCCAUUUGCGAGCUGCGCAAUCAUGCUGGGCAUUUGGGAAAAUGGAAAACUUUGAACCAUCGAUCUGUUAUCUUUAACUGUUGUUCAUAUAUUUCCAUUUACAGGUAGUUUCUCUCAAAUUGUGCAGAAUGCCAUUUACUAUUUAUGAUCAAUUGCCAUUUUUUCCUGGUUUACUAGACGUAGUUUUCCGCUAGCUCUGCAUAAAGUAAUGGUUGAUAUGGACAAUUUAGAGAUAGAGAAAAAAUUGAUUUUCAAGCUA
This is a messenger RNA of Nicotiana tabacum (common tobacco), 1459 nucleotides long. RefSeq lists its product as uncharacterized. NCBI's taxonomy places the organism in Eukaryota, Viridiplantae, Streptophyta, Magnoliopsida, Solanales, Solanaceae. The record is from RefSeq and is a predicted model, not a curated record.